UCCUCAGAUUAGCAUUUUCCACUGGUUUCUAUUUCUAUUUACACUUUGAGCUUUAUCCAUGUCAUUUUAUGUCUAUUUCUGUUGGGUGCGAGAAGCUGGGGGAGUUGGGGGAAUUUCAUGAUUCUAUUUUUAAUUGUUUUCAACCCACUGCAUGAAAAGUACUUCAUAAAUAAAGUAAGAAUUGAAUUGAAUAUUUUUUAUGAUGACAUUAAAGCCAAACUUCUAAAAAGACUAAUAUGAAGGGAAUUUGUUGUAAACUUAAAAAAUAUAUUUUUAAUUUUCAUAAGUGGUUUUCUUGAUUCCGUGUACUAAAAUUCCAGAAUCUAGCAGUGAUUCUAGAAUUUCAUGGAAACACGUUUACAAAGGAACAUUUUACAACCCAUUUUCAUCGCCUGUUUGAGCAUCACAGCUCAUUUUUUAUAUUCUUUGCUUUUUUAAUGUGCAAAGCUGAGCCCUCGGCACACAUACCACACCUGAAAUAUGAACGUUCCACACAGCUGCUUUGUCCUUUUUGCUCGUGUACAGAGGGCUUCAUGCUGGAUGCACCCUUCCCCUUUGAUAAAUGAGAUACGCCUCAAAACUAAACACAAUUUUCUCCGCAUAAUGUUUGCACCUGGAAAACACUCAGUUUGCCGCACAAUAUCUGCAUAAAAACUGGACUCUGGCGUCUUUGGUUUAAACAGCGAGUAUAAGAGCAGAGCUUGUGCCUUUUCCUGUUCCUUCCAUUUUCCAUCUUCAGGACAUUUCUGCAGCCAUGGCGUUCCAGUCCAAUGUGGUGAACACACAGCCAGCCACCACUUCCCGGUAUACCGUCUCCUCUCAGUUGACAGACUGGAGUACAGGCCCCUGCGACUGCUGUGACGACUGUGGCAUUUGUCUGUGUGGAGCCUUCGUUCCCUGUAUCCUGGCCUGUCGAGUGGCUCAGGACAGCGGGGAAAGCUGCUGCUUGCCUUGCCUUCCAGGAGCCAUGAUUGCCUUGAGGACAAGCAUGCGCAACAAAUACAAUAUUAGCGGCUCGGUGUGUGAUGACUGGCUGAUCAUGGCCUGCCUGGCUCCAUGUGGACUCUGUCAGAUGGCACGGGAGCAGAAUAUGAGAGGAUAAACAAAUACGUUUUUGGCAUCUUUAUUCUAAACUGCAAAGCAAGAAACAACCUUUAAGGGUCUUCAUUUUUUUCCACUCAUUGGAAUAACUCUAAUUGUCUUUAAAUGGAUUUUAAACAUUUUCUUUCUGAGCGCUGGAUGCAAUUUCAGUUUUGCAACCUGCUGCAACUGUUAUACAGUCCAGAAAACCUCUAGAUAAAUCUGUUUGUUUGUGUUCUAAAUGUAAAUUAAAUAAACUCAUAAGUUACAAAC
Molecule: messenger RNA, 1353 nt
Organism: Oryzias melastigma (Indian medaka)
Lineage: Eukaryota; Metazoa; Chordata; Actinopteri; Beloniformes; Adrianichthyidae
Gene: cnfn
Product: cornifelin
Exons: 4
Coding region: 755-1102 (115 amino acids)
Cellular component (GO): cornified envelope
Source: RefSeq, a predicted model, not a curated record